AUGGCCACGAAAUCGCAGAUUUUUAUAGGAAUGUCCACGGCAUCAAUGCCCACCUCUUCUUCUUCAUCCUCUACCACUCUCUCUAUGAUCAGGAGACCUCUCACGACGUCGUUCUAUAACGGCGGAGUGGGAGCUAUAAAACUUGAAACGAUUAAGGUUGCUCCUUCCAAUAAGCAAAAUCAAUUUAGACAACGGGGAACUGCUUUUGUUGCUCGUAUGAACCUUAUCGACCGGUUUGCUAUGGUCAUCAAGUCAUAUGCAAAUGCAAUCAUGUCUUCAUUUGAAGAUCCUGAGAAGAUCUUGGAGCAAGCAGUUUUUGAAAUGAACGAUGACUUGAUGAAGAUGCGACAGGCCACAGCACACGUAUUGGCAUCUCAAAAAAGGCUGGAAAACAAGUAUGAAGCUGCGCAACAGGCUUCGGAGAACUGGUACCGAAAAGCACAACAAGCUGUUAAGCAAGGAGAGGAAGAUUUAGCACGCGAAGCUCUCAAGAGGCGUAAAUCUCUGGCGGAUAAUGCUAGUGCUUUGAGAACUCAACUUGAUCAACAAAGAGGUGUUGUUGAUAGUCUUUUGUCCAAUACAAAGCUUUUAGAGAGCAAGAUACAAGAGGCAAUGUCGAAAAAGGAUAACCUAAAAGCGCGGGCUCGGUCUGCAAAGAUUGCUAGUGAAGUGAGCGAGAUGGUGGGGAAUGUUGAUACGAGUGGUGCCCUUUCGGCCUUUGGAAUGAUGGAAGAGAAAGUUUUGGCAAUGGAAGCUCUAGGCCAAUUAACUACGGAUGAUCUGGAAGGAAAGUUCGCGGUGCUAGAGAGCUCUUCUUCUGUUGAAGAUGACCUUGCAAACUUGAAGAAACAACUGUCUGCAGGUAGUUCGAAGAAAGGAGAGCUUCCGCCUGGAAGAACUAUUGCCGCUUCAAACAAGACAUUUCUAUUAAAGGAUUCUGAGAUUGAGAUGGAGCUUAAUGAAUUGAGACGGAAAGCAAAUUAAGGACUGCUUCUAAGUUUUGCUUUGCAGGCAUACCAGUUUGAAUUAUUUAGACGCAAAGUCAUUUGGUUUCAUUUAACGAGCUAAUUUGUCAAAGAGAACAGUGUGGGUAUAUCAUUGAAUGGGUACCUCGAUUUAAUAUUUGUACGCUCCUUGAAAUUAAUAGGACGAUUUAGCUAGGUUCUCCUCCAU
Messenger RNA from Rosa chinensis, 1173 nucleotides. Its product is annotated as membrane-associated 30 kDa protein, chloroplastic. Bases 1 to 984 code for a protein of 327 amino acids. The record is from RefSeq and is a predicted model, not a curated record. Gene Ontology annotation, biological process: thylakoid membrane organization. NCBI's taxonomy places the organism in Eukaryota, Viridiplantae, Streptophyta, Magnoliopsida, Rosales, Rosaceae. Gene Ontology annotation, cellular component: chloroplast. The transcript has a single exon.